Xyrichtys novacula (pearly razorfish) is the source of this 1431-nucleotide messenger RNA. Lineage: Eukaryota; Metazoa; Chordata; Actinopteri; Labriformes; Labridae. The record is from the annotation of a GenBank genome assembly.
AUGAGCUCCUCCACUAGUAGGAUGGAACAGAACAGAACAGAAGAAGCGACCAAUUAUGACUUUCAGGGUUUUGACUCAGAGGAAGAAUUAAACCCGCUUCCUUCUGGAGUCGGCCAGGAUUCAGAGGACUCAGAUGAACAGGACCAAAUUGGCUCACCUGACUCCGUAAAUAAAACAUCUCCAGAAGAGACCAAAAAGUCAGGCAUGAGAGGGCUCAUCAGCAGGAUGAAAGCUAUUUCUGUCCAAACAUUUGCUCAAGAGUCAAUCCUGAAUGUGAGGUCUAGAGUCAGGCGUAGGCUUGCCCACCGUCAAGGACAGGAAGCUGUCAGUUCAGAUACUUCAAUGCUUCUGGAGAGUGAGGAUAGUCUUUCAAAUGAGAUAAUUACACCCGAAGAUCAGCAUACAAACAGUGAGUCUGAAGAGAUUGGGCCUUCCACUGCCCUCCGUAAAAGUGACUGUGAGCGUCGUCUGCAGGAUGAGAGCAUCACAAAUGAAAGGAACAGGAGCCUCUUGACUGAGAAGGUGGCGAGUCUUGAAACAAGACUGGAUGAAAAAGAGUUAGAAAAUGGAAAUUUGGUGGCAGAAAUUGACGAUUUGAAGGAAAGGAAUUGGCGUCAAGAAAAGCAUUAUGGAGAGAAAGUGCCUCACCUAACAAGAGACUUGCAGCAAGCUCAGGACAGAGAAAGGGCCCUGAACCAGCAAGUGACCUCUCUCCAAACAUCAUUUAAUAAAACACAAGACGAGGCUACACAGCUCAGGGCAGCAUUGCAUGACUGUGAGCGUCGUCUUUAUGUGGCUCAGAAAUGCCACAUUGAGAAAGUGGCUGAGCUUGAGAGAGUAAAGAAGGAAAUCCAGGCUAUAAAGGAAAACCUCUUCUCUCAAGUUAGUCGUCUGCAGGAUGAGAGCAUCACAAAUGAAAGGAACAGGAGCCUCUUGACUGAGAAGGUGGCGAGUCUUGAAACAAGACUGGAUGAAAAAGAGAGACAAAAUGAAAAUUUGGUGGCAGAAAUUGACGAUUUGAAGGAAAGGAAUUGGCAUCAAGAAAAGCAUUAUCAAGAGAAAGUGUUUCUCCUCACAACAGCCUUGGAACAAGCUCAGGACAGAGAAAGGGCCCUGAACCAGCAUUCAGAGGAAACAAUCAGCAAGCUCAGAGAAGAGCUCAAGGCAAAACAGGAGGAAGAGAUACUAGCGCCAAGUGAAAGACAUCUUAACUCCACUGGGGUGCAGACAGACGAGAUAUCACCUGAACCUCAGCAGCUGGAAACUCCUGCUGCUGAGGCUCAGAGUGAAAGCCUGUGGAAGCGCUCUCUCAGAGGUGCAAUGAGCGUAGGCAAGUUCAUUGGUGUGUCCGCUGCAUAUGCAUUUGUUGCAGUGGGUAUACUGUCCAUUGGAUUGCAUGCUCAUUGUGAUUGCCCAGGACAGCCCUUUUAA